AUGCAGGCCCUGGAAGAGUUCGUGAGGAAUGCCUCCCGGGUUGAUGGACAAUCAUCUGGGAUCUUCAAAGACGACGACAGCUCCAGAAGCUUGAGGCAAUUCUCUUUUCCAAGCCCUGCGAGCUCUUCUAGUCCUGGUACACACACAAGGACAGUCUCGAUGCCCUCUUAUGAGAAGCCAGAGACUUGGAUCACAACGCCCCGGGCCGAACCUACACCAAGCUCCCUCCGAUCUGAGUCGGUCUCGAGCGAUCACAUCCCAUACAGUGAGCCCAUGCUAGAGCAAUUGAGCUUCCCUUCGGCAAUGGAUGAGGCCAUGCCAGAAGAGGGCGCCGCAGAGAAUGAUGCAUAUUUGGGAUACACCAGCAUGUUUCCUUACUUGGAAGAUGAUGCUGUUGCAAGAGGUUCCGGAGCCAACGGCCCUGCACCUCUUCCUAAUAGACAGCCUUGCGUACCAUCUGAAGUACAUCCAGAGCCAGAACCUAUUGUCGCGCAUCUUCUCGAUCUCUUUUGGCAGUGGCAGGCGCCUCAUUUGCUCAUGAUCGAUCGCGACUUGUUUGUCCGUCAUCGGAAGCUUUGGGACGACAGUGGAGGUCAAGGCGACCGCACUUUCUAUACUUCGACUCUAUUAUACGCGAUACUUUCGUUGGCUUCGAUGAUCAGUCUUGACAAGGGCGUUGUGCGUUACUCUGCAUCAUCUGGCGGACUUGCUGGCGACAAUUUUGCGACGAGGGCGCGUGAGCUGCUCGAGUUCGAAGUUGAGCACCCGGCCAUCACAACAGUCCAAACAGCAUUGGUCCUGGGCUUUAGGUUUGAGGCAGCAGGGAACACCUCUUUGGGCUGGAUGUACAGUGGCAUGGCGUCCAGGAUAGCAAGUGACCUGAGGUUGCAUCUUGACUGCUCAAAAGCGUUGAGGUCUGGGAGAAUGAGCUCUGAUGAGGCAAAACUGAGGCAAAGAGUAUUUUGGGCAUGCCAUCAAGCAGAUGUUCUACUAAGUGCUUGUCGUGGGCGUCCACCUACAUUCAGAGAUGACGACAUUACUACAUCUAUACCAGAACGGCAAGUCGAGAAGGAAGUUGGCGGCGAUGAAGACUGCUCUUUAUGCUAUCUCCAUGCGUCUUCAACUCUGUCGAUUUUGUGUUCGAAAACCCAGACUAUGAUUUAUGGUAAAAGAAACCGACGAACCCCGAGCGAGCUGAGAUCGACAGCUCGGCGAUUGCAUGAAGAGUUGUGGCAGUGGCAUCGGAUAUUGCCACAAAGUUUGAAAUGGUCUGGUGACGAAAGCGUUAGAACACCUCCGGAAGUCUUGAGCCUGCACAUGAACUUCUACUUCAACCUCAUAAUGCUACACCGACCUUUCAUGAACCUCUCUCGAGUUACUGCAGAUCUCAACAUGAAAGAUUCGACCUCUUUCAGCUCAUCAAUUGCGUGUUGCAAAGCUGCGACAAAAAUUUCGAAACUAGCUCUUGCCCAUCGCAAGUUGUACAACAUCAAGCAGAUGCCACCAUCUGCAAUUCACUUCAUUUUUAUUGCCGGAACAAUACAUCUCAUCGCCAGCCGCCUGAGCGGAGAGACACCCCAUGAAAACCUUCUGCAGAGCUGUAUGGAAAUGCUUUCAGAGUUGAGCAACUCGUAUCCUACAUCAAAGAGGGCGCACCAGAUUCUACGGGACAUGACAGAGAACUGGAAAACCUCAGAAAAAUCCAAAUCUAGCAUCCAGGCUGUUCACCAUAGCCAUACAUUACAUGAUGUUCUAGGGGAGACCACAGGUCAAGGAUCGGAUUUCCAAGUUGCGGGCACCAUAGCUAGCAAGGCUGGGGAAGUAAAAUCAGACAUGGCCAAAAGUCAAAGAUGCUUGGAUGCGUCAUCACCUACUGACAUCCUUCACGACGUCAACCUGUAUGAUCACAUCACACUUGGGCAAGGCGGUAACAACUGUGGUUUCCUGGGCUCCGGAAUCGAGUGGCUUUCGGAUAACGACCUUUUCGAAAGCAUUGCCGGGGCCGACAGCUCUUUUUCAUACGCAUAG
Messenger RNA from Colletotrichum aenigma, 2028 nucleotides. RefSeq names its product putative transcriptional regulatory protein. The record is from RefSeq and is a predicted model, not a curated record. Lineage: Eukaryota; Fungi; Ascomycota; Sordariomycetes; Glomerellales; Glomerellaceae. Gene Ontology annotation, molecular function: zinc ion binding; DNA binding. Gene Ontology annotation, biological process: DNA-templated transcription. The transcript is spliced from 4 exons. The coding region runs from base 1 to 2028 and encodes 675 amino acids.